This is a messenger RNA of Rhipicephalus microplus (southern cattle tick), 847 nucleotides long. RefSeq lists its product as uncharacterized. Gene Ontology annotation, biological process: protein localization to plasma membrane. Gene Ontology annotation, molecular function: protein binding; protein-membrane adaptor activity. Gene Ontology annotation, cellular component: apical plasma membrane. The record is from RefSeq and is a predicted model, not a curated record. Lineage: Eukaryota; Metazoa; Arthropoda; Arachnida; Ixodida; Ixodidae.
AUGGACACUUCGUCCGCCCAUGAGCUUGCGGGGGGUCUUCGCUUGUGCUACCUGCGCAAGUGGCCGGACUAUGAGGGGUACGGCUUCAGUCUCCGAGAAGACGAAGAGAACUUCUUCAUCACGGCCGUAGUCCCCGACAGCCCCGCCGAGCUUGGUGGACUUCGCAAUGAUGACAGGCUCAUCGAAGUGAACGCGGUAUCAGUGGAAAACAGGAGCUACCAGGAAAUAAUGUGGCGCAUAGGCAAGGAACCGGACCAAGUAGACUUGCUGGUCAUCGACCGUGAGACAGACGAGGCCUUCGCGAGCCGCCACCAGAAGCCCAGUGGUCAGGCGGACGGUGUCCUGAGGCGCUGGACACCAGCCCGACGACCUCGGUUAACUUUUAUGAAAACGAAUAAACAGACGCCCAAAGUGGAAGCCGCAGGCACUGGGGGAAUUGUGGUUCCCCACGCCAUCGAAUCGACGAAUGAAGCUGAACAUUACAAGGCUAUCAGCGAAGAAGACCUUGUCGUGAAGGAAGGCGUGGCCAAACAUCAUUGGCGACCACAUCUUCCUGCCACCCAGUCCAUGUUCCUGAACUGCGCCAGUCCCAUUCCCACCCCGAGAAAGGACAACACCAUUAACAGCGGAUACUCGUCCAUCAGCGUCGGGUCAUCGGAAACCAUGUCACCUGCUGAAUCUGCGGAUGGGCUUCGUCUCUGCCACUUGUCCAAGUGGCCAAACUUCGAAGGCUACGGAUUCGCCUUGAAAGCCGAGAGGCUUCGAGAUGGCCGUUCGUUGCACACGUCGACCUCGGCAGCCCAGCCCAUCUGGGGUGGGCUGCGGAAAAGGGACAGGAUAGUCGAGG